Cotesia congregata is the source of this 1779-nucleotide messenger RNA. Lineage: Eukaryota; Metazoa; Arthropoda; Insecta; Hymenoptera; Braconidae. The record is from the annotation of a GenBank genome assembly.
ACAUCAUUGGAGUGCUACGAAUGCGAAUCUAAUAGUAAUGGUGACUGUUGGACUGAUCCUCCGACAACUCUUUUGGUUACAUGUGGUGAAGGAAUUAAUACCACGCCGAAUUCUUCAACCAACCCAACUACAGUAAGUACGAUUACAGCAUCUUCUGGAGUUCCUACGUCAUCUUCAACUGCAACUUCGAGACCAACUUCACCUGGUACUACUAAACCAACUACAUUUCUAACUACUAAACCGACCACACGUCCAUCUACUAUACCAACUAUAGCAACCAGACCAACUCCAACCUUAGCUCCUACAACAAAUGCAACUGCACCUCUAACACCAACUUCCGUAGCUCCUCCGUCAAAUGCAACUGUACUUCCAAUACCAACUACAUCUGUAGCUCCUCCGUCAAAUGCAACUGCACUUCCAACACCAACUACAUCUGUAGGUCCUCCAUCAAAUGCAACUGUACUUCCAACAACAAUUACAUCUUUAGCUCCUUCAUCAAAUGCAACUACACUUUCUAGACCAACUACAACUUUAGCUCCUCAAACAAAUACAACUGCAUCUCCUACAAUAAAAACAGCUGCAAUUGUAGCUUCAUCAUUACUUCGAAACCAACUAAGACAUUUAGCAGAUCUUCGUGCUGAUGAUAGUUGGAAAUGUGUCAAACUUAUAAGCAAAGAAGGAGAUAAAGAAAUAGUCAACAGGAAAUGUGCAAAGCAGAGUGAAUCAUUUUGCAACACCAGUGAUGAAAGCUCUUGUUUUGCCUGCAGCGACGAUGGCUGUAAUUCUGCUUCAAGCAAUGGAUUUCAGUUAAUUUCUAUCGUUUUACCUUUAGCCAUAUGGCUAUAUAGCACAUUGUUUAAUACGAUAGUUUUAUCAUUUUGUGAUAUUUUGAACACUGCAUUGUACUGUUUAUUUUCUGUAUUUGUAUUAAUAAAUUCAACAAUGUUUAAUAGUCGGAUUAAUUUAAAUUCAUUGGUGUUUAUUAGUUUAUUUAUUACUUGCAACGUUCAUAAAGGAACGUCAUUACAGUGUUACCAGUGCGAAUCUAAUAGUGAUGGUGAAUGUUGGUCUGACCUUUCGACGACUCUUUUGGUCACAUGUGGUGAAGACAAUAGUACUACACCAAAUCCUUUAAUGAACUCAACUACUAUAGCUCCAAUUACACCUUCUACGACAACUUCUACUACAGAAUCAACGAUAGCUUCUACGACAAAAUCGACUACACCUUUAACAACAGCUUCUACUACAGAAUCUACUACACCUUCUGUGACAGAAUCGACUACAAAACCUACUACAUCUUCGACAAAUUCUACUACAUCUUCUCCUACAAAUUCUACUACACCUUCUGCGACAGAAUCGACUUCACAACCUACUACAUCUUCUACGACAGAAUCGACUAUAAAUUCUACUACACCUUCUGCGACAGAAUCGACUAUAAAUUCUACUGCAUCUUCUACGACAAAUUCUACUUUAAAUACUAGUUCAGUGACUAGGAUAGCUUCAGAAAAAAUUCGAUUUAGACGUUCAGUAGAUCUUCGUGCUGAUGGUGCUUGGGAGUGCAUUAAGCAUAUCAAGAAAGAAGGAGAUGAGGAAAUAGUCAACAGAAAAUGUGCAAAGAUAAAUGAAAAAUUCUGCAAUGAUAAAGCUGAAAAUUCCUGUUUUGUCUGCAGUGACAAGGACGCUUGUAAUUCUGCUUCUAGUAUCGGAUUCAAAAUUAUUUUCAUGACUUUGCCUUUAACUGUCGUAUUUUUUUUUAGUACAAUAAUUCCAUCAUAUUGA